AUGACCACCGCCGCCCUCCUCCAAGCCCUCAUCCAACCCACCCUAACCGCCCUCUCCCCCACCCUCUCCCUCCCCCUCACCAUCCGCAUCCGCCUCCUCCUCCUCCAACCCUCCCUCCUCAUCCUCACCCUCCUGGCCCUCCUCCCCCACACCACCUCCCACCCCACCUACAGCACCAUCUACAUCCCCACACGCAGCACGCACACCCUGCGCGCACUCGUCUUCCACCCCCCUAACCACAGCCCCAACACCAACAACCACCCAAAAACCAACCCCAAACCCCCCCUCCACAUCUCCCUCCACGCCGGCGCCUUCCUCACCGGCCUCCCAGAACUAAACACCACGCACUGCACCCGCGUAGCAACGCACACGGGCGCAACCGUCAUAGCGCCCUCCUACCGCCUCUCCCCACGCCACCCCUUCCCAGCAGCCCACCACGACGUGCUUGACGCGCUGGCCGCGCUGCCCCGCCUCCUAGGCGCGGACGUGGACGCCGGCCUCGUGACUCUGGACGGCUUCUCUGCGGGGGGAUGUCUCGCGCUUGCUGCGGCAUCAGUGGUGGACGCGCCCGCGCGCCCUGCCGCUGUGGUGGCGUUCUAUCCGCCGCUGGACCUGGUCGCGCCGCCCUGGCGCCGGGGGGAAGGGAGAGGGUCGUGGGCGCAGUGGGCGCUUUGCUGGCUGUUAGACCCGCUGAUGCGCGCGUAUGCGGCGCCGGGGGACGGGGCGGCGGCGUUGCGGCCGGGGUUGGCGAGGGCGGAGGCCUUGCCACGGGAGUUGAUGGUCGUGGUUGCGGGCGGGGAUGUGUUGGCUGCGGAGCAGGUUGCUUUUGUGGAGAGGGUGAGGGGGGAGGGGAAGGCGAAUGCGGAGGAGGGGAGACGGGUGGAGGUGCUGGUGGGCGAGGAGAGGGCGCAUGGCUGGCUUGAGGUGCCGGGGUUUUUGCUGGGGAGGGAGGGGAGGAGGGAGAGGGAUGAGGUGUUUGCGAAGGCGGUCGAGUUUGUUAAGGAGGCGCAUCGGAGGAGAGGGUGGGUGUGGGAUGGUUGA
Aplosporella prunicola CBS 121167 is the source of this 1041-nucleotide messenger RNA. RefSeq lists its product as uncharacterized. NCBI's taxonomy places the organism in Eukaryota, Fungi, Ascomycota, Dothideomycetes, Botryosphaeriales, Aplosporellaceae. The transcript has 2 exons. The coding region runs from base 1 to 1041 and encodes 346 amino acids. The record is from RefSeq and is a predicted model, not a curated record. Gene Ontology annotation, molecular function: hydrolase activity.